GGAGGAACAGGACGCGGAAACAACGCGCGACAUCGUCCGGGGCUUUUUAUGCAAUGCAAAAACAUCGUACUCGUAUAAAUGCAAGUCUUGCGUUACAGAUCUGUUUCUUAAGGUAAAUCCGCAUGACAAAUUCCAUUUCUCAUGCUGAGGAAAUUUGUAAUGCAAUUAUACGAGUGCGAUACUUUUGCAAUGCAUACUUUUUUCACGUGAGCAACUUCGCGUGCGAAGAUGAUGCGGAGACCACGGCGUUGCAAGAUAGUAGAGAGGAUGGCCGUGGUGACCACGAACAGGAUCCAGAUGCGCAGGUCCUUUGUUCCGAACAGCAAGGAGGUCUACAACUUCUUCCGAGCGCUGGACCUGGGUCAUUUCCUUCUUCGCGAACAAGGCCACCUCUCCAAGACACGCCCCCACAGCUGCUCCUUUCGUCCAUUCAGCGUUACUCCGCCGGAGCGGCACAACCCC
This is a messenger RNA of Amoebophrya sp. A120, 462 nucleotides long. The record is from the annotation of a GenBank genome assembly. Lineage: Eukaryota; Dinophyceae; Syndiniales; Amoebophryaceae.